GGAGGAACAGUUCAGGGGUUCUCACUUGUAGACUUUAUGCCUGUGUACUGUGGAUGCCACCUGUCAUUAGUUAAAGCAAGCUUUUCGGAUAUUUGACAGACCACUCUCCGGGAUUUGGGAACAACAACAAAAAGGACUGAAAAAUGUCAAAAGAGAAAAAUGAAAAAAAGGACAAAUCCGAGAAAGCUUUGGCAGCAGAAAAGGAACAAUUUGUCAAACUUCAGCUGCAGAGCAUUUCAAAGUGCAUAACCCCCACUGAAGCUCCAAUAAAGGAGAGAUAUGGCCGCAAUAUCCUAUUAGGAACACAUUGGGAAAAUGGAGCCGUUGUUUUCUGGUCCCAUGCUGUAAGUUUGCCUCUGGCCAGCAAUGCCAUCCUCAGCUGGAAGUUCUGCCAUAUGGUUCAUAAACUCCUACGUGACGGCCAUCCUAAUACCCUGGGAGACAGCAAAGGAAAUGUCCCAAACAUUCGGCAAAUGGGAAAUUUAUGGGGGAGCCUCCAUGAUCGAUAUGGUCACAUUGUGGCUUUGUAUGCAAAGUUCCUGUGCAUCAAAAUUGAUUUUCAUUGCAAGCACAAAACAAUUCCGCCAAAUCUUGAAGCCCCUGACGAGGUCAUUGAGAGGGCUAUUGCGGUUGAUAUAAACGAAGUGUUUGAAACCACUGGUGAGGUGCUAGACUAUAUGGAUGCUGCGCUUGUGUUAGAAGAAACAGUUUUCAGACAACUUGAAUCGAACAAUACAAGCUCGACGACUACAGUGGGUCAGUGCCGCCUGGCUCCUCUGGUCCCGCUCAUCCAAGACUGCAGCCCUCUCUAUCACUUCCUCGUCAAGCUCCUGUUCAAGUUACACAGCAGAAUACCCAUGGAUGCUCUGUUGGGCCAUCGUGAGCGAUUUCGUAACCAGUUUACCAGCCUUUCUCAGUUUUUUAAGAAAGCCAGGAGCAUGGAGUUCUUUAAAGCCAUUAUACAGAUUCCUGAUUUUCCUGAUUCUCCCCCAAACUUCCUGCGUGCAGCUUCAAUGGCUGAUUAUGUCAAGCCAGUGGUGGUUCAUAAUCAGUUUCUAGAGGACGAUGAUGCAGAGACUCAGGUGGACGUUGCAGAAGGAUACUCAAUGUUCCAUUCUUUAAACCAGUACAACCCACUAAAUGAUAGACCUUUUCAAAGAGAGAAAGAUGAAGCAAUGAGUCCUGAAGUUGAGCUGUUUAAAGCAGAGGCUCAGCGUGCUGUCGUUCACCUGAAAGACCAAGUGAAUAAGUUGGAGGCGGAGCUGGAAGACCAACGCACUCACAAGCAGAUGGCCAUGGUGGAGAACGAGCAGCUGCGCAUGGAGGUGGAAGCAUUAAGGGCACAGACAGCGAUCGCGGCGAGUAUGCAGGCCUCCAUAGAUGACGGCCGAGUUCAAACUGCCCAGAUGCAUUUCACUCGACUUAAAGAAAAACACGCCGAGCUGGUCACCAGGCACGCUGAUCUCAUGAGAAAGAAUGCAGACAUGGUGAAGCAGCUGGCCAGCACUCAGCAAGCUCAGGAGGAGCUGGUCGUGGUCAAGCAGCAGAUUGCAGAAGAAUUUGAGCAGCUUAAACAGGAGAACAGUACCAAGCUUGAAGCACAAAAGGCAGAAAUCAUUCAGUUGAGACAAGAACUCCAGACUGGAAAAGCUGAAAUAAUAAAUGUCCAGAGUGCACUUCAGAGCAAAGAAAAGACAGGAGAUCAGCUAAGCAGUGUGUUGGUGGGACUUCAAGCUGAGAAGGAAACGUUGAUGCGUUCUCUGAAAGAGCAGGAGGCUGAGCUUGCUAACCUGCGCCAGAGCUCUCAGCUGAACCAGACGACGCUGCAGCAGGAGCGAGAGAAGACCCAGAGAGAGAUGAGCGUCCUGCAGAGCCAACUACAAGAAAAAGUGAGUCGAGAACAGGAGCAGCAAAUUGAGUUGGAGAAGCUAAAACGAGAGCUGGAGUUAAAAAGAGCAGAAGCACUGACAGUACAGAGCGCACUACAGAGCAAAGAGGCGGCAGGAGAUCAGCUGAGCAGUGUGUUGGUGGGGCUUCAGGCCGAGAGGGAAACACUGAUGCGUUCUCUGAAAGACCAGGAGGCCGAGCUUGCUAAACUACGCCAGGCUGCUCAGCUGCACCAGAUCACACUGCAGCAGGAGAGGGAUAAAUACCAGAGAGAGAUCGACUCCCUGAAAAGCCAACUACAGGAAAAACUGCAGCGGGAGCAGCAGCAGCAGCUGGAAAUCGCUCAGUUGAAACGAGAGUUAGAGGAGAGGAGGGCAGAAGCGGCGAGCGCUCAAAGUGCUCUUCACAGCAAGGAGACGGCAGGGCAUGAGAUGAGCAGUGUGUUGGUGGGGCUACAGGCUCAAAAGGAAACACUGAUGCGUUCUCUGAAAGAACAGGAGGCUGAGCUUGCUAAUCUUCGCCAGGCUGCUCAAACGGACCAGACCAUGAUGCAGCAGGAGCGAGAGAGGUCCCAGAGAGAGAUGAGCGCUCUGCAGAGCCAACUACAGGCCAAGUUGAGCCGGGAGUCGGAGCUCCAGCAGAAGCUUCAGGAGGAGCAGUUUUGCUUAUUGCAAUGCGCUGUGGUGGAGGCAGAGGGCAUUAUAUUAGACGCCCUGGCCAAAGUGGACGACCCCAUGCACGUGCGCUGUGUUUGCACUCCUGAGUAUUUAAUCAAUCGAGCAGAGACCACUCUGGUGUCCAUUGACAAGAUGCAGCUAAGUCAUGCUGGGUACCUAAAAAAUCUGGACGAUGCCAGUGGGCUGUUGAGAUCUGUGACUCAGUUUUCCCACCUUGCAGCAGACACUAUUGUUAACGGAGCUGCUGCGUCCCACUCUGCACCUACUGACCAGGCUGAUAGGCUGACGGAUAACUGCAGAGACUGUGCCACUCACUGUCUGCAGUUCCUUAAAGAGCUUAAGCUGAAGGCCACACUGCAGGGGGCUGACCCAAGUGCCAUCCGCUACACAGUCCAGCGCAUCCUCAACCAAGCCACUGAUUUACGACACAGUAACGCAGAUAUACAGAAAGCAGAAUUGGCAGACAUGGUGGAUAAAGAGAUGACUGCAACCUCCACUGCUAUUGAGGAUGCUGUUCUGAGGAUGGAUGAAAUAUUAAGCCAAGCAAGAAGAGAUACAUCAGGAUUAAAAUUGGAAGUUAACCAAAGCAUCCUCGGUUCCUGCUCUGAUCUGAUGAAAGCCAUACACAUGUUGGUCACAGCAGCCACAGAUUUACAGAAGGACAUUGUGGAAAGUGGUCGGGGAGCUGGUUCUGUGAAAGACUUCUAUGCCAAGAAUUCCUGCUGGACUGAGGGGCUUAUCUCUGCCUCCAAAGCUGUAGGAUGGGGAGCCACACAGAUGGUUGAUUCUGCUGACAAAGUCGUGACAGACCGAGGCAAAUAUGAGGAACUGAUCGUGUGCUCCCAUGAGAUUGCUGCCAGCACUGCCCAGCUCGUAGCUGCCUCUAAGGUAAAGACAGAUCGAAGUAAUAAGAAACUUAAUACGCUUCUGCAAGCCUCACGACAUGUAAAUGAUAUGGCUGCAGUCGUUGUGACUUCAACAAAAGCUGGACAGAUGCAAAUAGAAGAAAAGGAUCCCAUGGAUUUUUCAGACAUGUCCCUGAUCAAGCUGAAGACGGAGGAAAUGGAAUCUCAGGUGAAGGUGUUAGAGCUGGAGAAUCAGCUGUCAGUUGAGCGCCAGCGACUGGGCGAGCUAAGGAAAAAGCACUACGAGUUGGCUGGAGUUUCUCUUGAUCAGACUGCGGAGAGUGAUUUCGAUGGGUUUGUUGGUGUUCUACCUCCACCAGUGCCUGAGCCACCGCUGCCUGAACAACCCAAACUCGAGCCUUCUAAAAACCCACCAGCUAAAAAAUCUUCAAUUUUCCAUAAAUCUGGCAGCCUCCUUAGAAACAAGUUCAGAUGAAGCCUUUGUGAAGACUGUACAGUGGAGAAGUCAAUUUGACUUAAACGUUUUAACUUUUUUUUUUUUACUUUCAUUCAUUUAUUUAAUUUUGAUAAUGGCUUAAUUCUGUUUAGAAUUGCAAUCCAUCCGGAGCCUAGGACAGGAACACUGGAUGUGAGAUGGGAAUUCACACUAGAUGGGGAAGAAUUCAAUCACAAGACACCAUGCACACAUACUGACAUACUCACUCACUUUGUAAGAGAUACAUAAUUACAAAUUUGCCUACCAGAUUUUUUGGGGUGGGAACCAGUGAUCUCUGAGGUAAAUUCAUGUGGGAAACCUGUUUGUAUAAACCUUACUUAAUUACAGUAAUCUUGCUUUUUAAAGCAAGUAUAUUAUUUCCUGUUAUAACUAUUUUGUAAACAUAUUUAAUGAAAAAUCUGUGAUUAAUAUUAUUAAAGCUUAUACCAUUGUUAUGAGCACAACACCUCCCAUCUUCUUUAUUCUUGUACAUGUUUAAAUAAAAAAAGGAAU
Messenger RNA from Clarias gariepinus (North African catfish), 4418 nucleotides. RefSeq names its product huntingtin-interacting protein 1-related protein (gene hip1ra). Gene Ontology annotation, molecular function: actin filament binding; clathrin light chain binding; clathrin-cargo adaptor activity. Gene Ontology annotation, biological process: actin filament organization; clathrin coat assembly; endocytosis. The coding region runs from base 144 to 3905 and encodes 1253 amino acids. The record is from RefSeq and is a predicted model, not a curated record. Gene Ontology annotation, cellular component: clathrin-coated vesicle; actin cortical patch. NCBI's taxonomy places the organism in Eukaryota, Metazoa, Chordata, Actinopteri, Siluriformes, Clariidae. The transcript is spliced from 37 exons.